Molecule: messenger RNA, 769 nt
Organism: Suricata suricatta (meerkat)
Lineage: Eukaryota; Metazoa; Chordata; Mammalia; Carnivora; Herpestidae
Product: placenta-specific gene 8 protein
Exons: 5
Coding region: 140-481 (113 amino acids)
Biological process (GO): positive regulation of transcription by RNA polymerase II
Source: RefSeq, a predicted model, not a curated record
CGUUCUUUGUACUAUGUUUACUUCUGUCUUCGCAUAGCUUUCUUUUCUAGCGAGACUCUCUCCCAAGCAAGCUACAAGAUACUUCCUGCUCGGAACCUAUUUCUUAACUACCACUGUCACUUAAGACCCUGCAUCAAAAAUGCAAGCUCAGUCACCAGUGGUCAUCGUGACUCAGCCUGGAUAUGGGCCUGUGCCCCAAAACUCCAACUGGCAGACAGGCAUGUGUGAUUGCUUCAGCGACUGCGGAGUCUGUCUCUGUGGCACAUUUUGUUUCAUGUGCCUUGCAUGUCAAGUGGCAUCUGACAUGAAUGAAUGCUGUCUGUGCGGAACAAGUGUCGCAAUGAGGACUCUCUACCGGACCCGAUACGGCAUCCCUGGAUCCAUCUGUGAUGACUAUAUGGUGACCCUUUGCUGUCCUCAGUGUUCUCUUUGCCAAAUCAAGAGAGACAUCAAUAGAAGGAGAGCCAUGCGUACUUUCUAAAAAAACUAAUGGUGAAAAGCUUUUUUUGAAGCAACUAAAAUCAACAGACACCUCUUCAGUGUGAAUCCUUCUCUGCUUUUUGCAAAUGAAACAUGACAGAUAUGCUUAAUCACCAUCAAUGGGGUAAAAGAAUGGGAUUUUGAUUUAUUUUAAAUGAAUGUUUUUGCUUAAUUUUGCUAAAUGGUUCGGCUUAGUUUCUCCUUGCUUUCAUAUCAUUACAUUUCCUGGCUUAUGAAUUUUGUGUUACAUUUCGUAUAUAAAAAAAUAAAAGACUUUACUAACAAGAUA